Messenger RNA from Bombina bombina (fire-bellied toad), 2464 nucleotides. RefSeq names its product keratin, type II cytoskeletal 7. Bases 71 to 1693 code for a protein of 540 amino acids. The record is from RefSeq and is a predicted model, not a curated record. NCBI's taxonomy places the organism in Eukaryota, Metazoa, Chordata, Amphibia, Anura, Bombinatoridae. Gene Ontology annotation, cellular component: keratin filament. Gene Ontology annotation, molecular function: structural constituent of skin epidermis. Gene Ontology annotation, biological process: intermediate filament organization; keratinization. The transcript has 9 exons.
UGCCCAGCAAGUCACUGGAUCACUUUUACAGACCAGCAGCACUAAUCUCUCAUCUCCUAUAUUGAGCAUCAUGACCUCCACCAGAAGCUUCAGCACCCGCUCCGCAGUUCCAUCUGCUGGUUUUAGCCAGAUGAGGAUUAGCCAGACGCGCUCCUCCAGCGGUGGUGGUGCAGGGCUUGGAAGGUCAGGUGGCUUCAGCAGCUCCAGUUUAUCAAACCUGGGCUCAGUGAAAAAGAGCGUCUCUUAUGGUGUCUCUAGCGGCAGGUCAGGCUUUGGUGGCGGCUCUGGCUUUGGUGGUGGUGCUGGCUUCGGUGGUGGUGCUGGCUUUGGUGGUUCAAGUGCUUAUGGGUUCAGUUCUGGAGGCGGUGCAGGCUAUGGAAAUGCCGGUGUUGGUGGACAUGGAAUCCAAGAGGUGACCAUCAACCACAGCCUGUUGGCACCUCUGAACCUGGAGUUUGACCCAACCAUCCAAACCGUCAGGAAGGAAGAGAGAGAACAAAUUAAGACCCUGAACAACAAAUUUGCAUCUUUCAUUGACAAGGUUAGGUUCCUAGAACAACAAAACAAGGUGCUGGAAACCAAAUGGGAACUUUUGCAAAACCAGAAAUCCGGCUCCAAAGCCAGCAACAUUGGCCCCCUGUUUGAAGCUUACAUUUCUAACCUGAGGAGGCAACUUGACAGCUUGACCAGUGACAAGAGCAGACUGGAUGGGGAGCUUAGAAACAUGCAAGAUAUGGUUGAAGACUUCAAGAACAAGUAUGAGGAUGAAAUUAACAAGCGCACUUCUGCUGAGAAUGAGUUUGUGGUGUUGAAGAAGGAUGUUGAUUCUGCCUACAUGAACAAGGUGGAGCUGGAGGCCAGAGUAGAUGGUCUGACUGAUGAAAUUAACUUCUUGAGAGCCCUGUAUGAAUCAGAGCUGCGUGAGUUGCAGGCACAGAUCUCUGACACUUCAGUUGUUCUCUCCAUGGACAACAACAGAAGUUUGGACUUAGACGGUAUCAUUGCUGAAGUCAAGUCUCAGUAUGAAGAGAUAGCCAACAAGAGCCGUGCAGAAGCAGAGGCUGUAUACCAGAAUAAGUUCCAGGAACUACAAGCCACCGCUGGCAAACAUGGUGAUGACCUGCGUAGCACCAAGACUGAGAUCUCUGAGCUAAACCGUGCAAUCCAGAGACUGCAGGCUGAAAUUGAGAAUGUGAAGGCACAGCGUGCUAAGCUGGAAGCUUCCAUUGCUGAAGCAGAGGAACGUGGAGAGUUGGCACUGAAGGAUGCCCGGGAAAAGUUGAACGAACUGGAGGCUGCUCUGCAGAAGGCCAAGCAAGACAUGGCUCGCCAGCUGCGUGAAUACCAGGAGCUCAUGAAUGUGAAGUUGGCUCUAGAUAUUGAGAUUGCCACCUACAGAAAACUGCUGGAGGGAGAAGAGAGCCGGCUGUCUGGUGAUGUAGUGAGUGCUGUCAAUGUCUCCAUGGUGAACUCUAGUGCUGGAGGCAGCAGUUCAAGUGGAGGUGGAUAUGGAUAUGGUUCUGGAAGCGGCUUUGGAGGUGGUAGCGGCUUUGGAGGUGGUAGCUCUCUGAGCUUUGGUGCUGGAAGCGGCAUUGGAAGUGGCUCAUACAAGUUUGGAAGUGGAGGAUCCAGCGGUGUGAAGUCUUAUUCCGUAACAACCACAUCAUCUAGCAGAAGCAGCCUGAGACACUAAGAAUCCCUCUAACUCCCUCUAAUGGUGUCACUUGCAUAAAUGACAACUACAGCACUAAACAAAUCUUCAAAUAACUGGUAGAGGAUAAUGUUUAUCAACAGGGCAGAUGCAAUGAUGAGGUUUCUGUAUCACAGAAAAGCCCAUUUCCUUUACAAUUAUACAUUUGAGGAUAUGGUUAGUUUCUGAGGCUGUCAGUGAUUUUCUCUCUUUGCUUCUAUAUUGCAACCUCUUCCUUAGCUCCUGCCCACUGCCUUUUAAUUUCAUGAGACUGUCUGGUAGCAUUGCGACUGUCUGGUGAUUGUAAGAUGAAAUACGGCUUCCCAUUUCACACUGCAUAAAUACCUGAGGCACUCUUGAAAUAGUUCAUACCAACCUCUGCAAGUCAAUUUGCUACCAAGACAAAUGAUAAAUUUCACACGUGAAUCCCCAAAUUGUAAAAUGUAACAGUAUUUCGGGGUGAUUUGCAGAUAUACUCAGUUAUUGUUUGUAUCCUUAGAGAUAUACGGUGCUAAUAUUACCUUAAAAGAUCAUAAAGUCUCUGAUAUUCAUUUUGAUGCCAGGCAGCUAAACAAUAUUGAGUCAAAUGCCUUUAAUUCAAAAUUUGACCUGCAUCUGUAAAAGAACCCAGAAAAUGGGAAACAAUAAUUGCUUCCCUAACUAAUAUCUGAUCUGUGUUUGUUGGUGAAACUCUUCUGACUUUGUGGAGAGGGAUUUUAUGUGUGUUAUAAAAAAGUGUGGAACAUCUUCAAUAAAAUUCCUUCAGCCCAAAUA